Xenopus laevis (African clawed frog) is the source of this 5084-nucleotide messenger RNA. RefSeq names its product TOG array regulator of axonemal microtubules 2 L homeolog (gene togaram2.L). NCBI's taxonomy places the organism in Eukaryota, Metazoa, Chordata, Amphibia, Anura, Pipidae. The coding region runs from base 562 to 3525 and encodes 987 amino acids. The record is from RefSeq and is a predicted model, not a curated record. The transcript is spliced from 20 exons.
AACCCAAAUCUCUUUAGCUGUUCAGGUACAACUCCCAGCAUGCUCAGACAGCCUCUCUAGCUCUAAGCUUAACUUGGCAGCACGAGCAGCAGGACUGUUCAGAAAGAUUACAAGGAAAGGAUUUGUGACUUAUGUGACAGUUUUGCAGGGCUAAGCAGCUUCCAUAAACGGUUUUGCCCUGUGGUGUAUGUGACUGCAGGAAUGCAGAGGCCAGGCUGGCAGAGAAAGGGUUAAUGUACAGAGAGAGCCCUGGUGCUGCCAAGGACACUCGGUGCAACCUGUUACAUUAGCAUAACAAUGCCCGGCCUGCCCCUUCACUCACACCUCAGCUCUGAUCCUGCAGUUGCCAAGCAGCCCUGUUUGCCUUAGGUAAGUGUGCGUGUCCUACCUGUCUCACUCCUCCUGUCUCUGGAUUCCUUCCUCUCAGGCAGCAGCUUACAGGGGCCGUGGGAUCAGCAGGAGCAGGGAUUUCUUACAGGAGCCUGAGGAAGAGAAGUGGCCAAACUCAUGCCAAGAACUGCAGAUAUUUCCCACUGUCCCUGAAGCCUCAGUGACGGCAGGAUGGCACAUAAUGACUUUACUGCAGCCACAUUCAGGGCUCCUGUUGCUGUUUAUUGUGGCAGCGUACCCAAAAUGAAACCUGGUUAUGGAUCUAUGAUGAAUGGGAGUGUUGACUCAAAUAUCCAGCUUUGUGGCAGCAGAUGGGCAGCAGCUGAAACAGCUGCGAUUCAGUCGACACUAAGCUUCCAGAUGAAGAGGUCCUAUCUGUGGGGGGAUGAGUUCCAGAGUCAGGAGAUAAAGCCCCUUCCACUGGAGAUACAGGGAAGAAAUGAUCUGCUCCUAGGGGAAAGGAAAAAGCAAUGGGAGCAAGAAGUGGAUAGUGCAAUGCUGGAAACUGCCCACCUCAAGGACAAACUUAAAAGGAAACUAUCAGAGGGGCCCAAAGGAGUCCCAAAUGAUGGUGCCAAUUCAGCUGGGCCCCCGCUCAAACCUGCUGUUCCCAGAAGCGCCUCCCAGAGGCUGCUGAAUGCUACACCGCCAGUGCCCCCAAUACAACGGAGCCCACAAAGGAGUCCGACACCACAAACUGCAGCAGUAACUGAAUCUUCCGCUCAGACCUAUAAGCCAAUCACUGACGCACUAAUGUUCCCGGAACUUCCAGAUGGACAUUCGCCAGCAUCUAUGGAGCACCUACACAACUCCCUGCAGCACCCACGUUACAGUACAGAUAUGAAGUGGACAGCACUCAGUGGAAUUGUGAUCCCCCCAAUCCCCAAAUCCUUGGGAAUGGUUUCUGAGCCAAUGGUGGAUGCUUCCUCUCAGGUUCCCAGAGAUAUUCAUGAUCUGAGACAGAGUCGUAAGCAGGAAAGUUCUCACCAGAGCAGGAUCCUUGAAGAAAGGCCACAUAAACCAUUGGAAAGCCGAAGUCUGGAAUCUGUUCCCUACCAAGAUCAGCAGGGUGGCCUGGUGGCAAAGGAUUCUGGGACAUAUAUGGAAUCAAAGGCAAUUUCCUUUGGGAGAGAUGGGAAGCAGUUAUCCCAGUCUGGCGAAGAGUGGAAGGAAAACACAGGAAGGAUAAAUUUCACCAUAUCCAAGUCGGCCCAGGACAAGAUGAGACAGAAGCAGCUGGAAAUGGAGAAUAUUCUGCAGAAUAAAAGGAGAAACCAGCAGCAGCUCUGGGAUCGGCUUCAGCUUGUGGAUCCCGGAGAAAUCUGCCUGGACUACCCUUCAACAUCUGUGUCUGUCAGUCUAAAUGGUGCCGCCACAAUCCCAGGAACCUCGGAUAAACGCCGAAUCACAGCCAGUUACUCUGCAACCAAAUUUGUGAGUCGAACCUCCCUACCCAGAAUCCCACCUGUAAACCAAGACUCUUCAGCCAACGACAUGCGGCAUGCGUCAGCCUAUUCCCUGCCUGCCUACUUCCAGGAUUGCUUAGAGUGGGACUCGGACUCAGAGAAUGGAGGACAAAGCAUUGGUCCCAUGUCUCACCCUGAGCAAGGGUUGAUCGAAGCCCUACGGCAACUUAACAACAAAGACUGGGAGCAAAAGGAGAAGGGUCUCAGUAGUGUGAGGUGCCUGUCAUCCUGUCACCCCGAUGUACUCUACUCCCGGCUCCAUGAUGUCUCCACGUCAGUGACCAGAGAGGUCAGCAAUUUGCGGUCCAAGGUGUCCCGUUAUGCCAUUCGAACCCUAGGUGACCUUUUUAAACACCUUAAGAAGAGCAUGGACCCAGAGGUAGAGGAUAUUUCACGUGUUCUGCUCCACAAAAUUGGGGACACCAACGAGUUUAUUCGGGAGGAAUCGGAAAAAUCCCUCGGUAUCAUGGUGGAAAACGUGAGCCCAUCCAAGACUUUGCCUGCGCUGAUGGCUGGAGGCAUCAGCCACCGGAACAGCUCAGUUCGGAAGUGUUCGGCUAAAUACCUUCUAAAUGUGAUGGAACAGCUGGGGGCGGAGAGACUCCUAUCUGGAACCAGGGAGAGUAACGACACAAUGCUGCGCACGGUGGUCAGACUGAACCAAGAUAGGCAGCAGGACACCAGAUUCUAUGGGCGCAGGAUGUUCUGCCUGCUGAUGGGAAACCCAAAAUUUGAGAGCCAGAUGGAGCGAUUGAUUCCUUCUCAUGAUCUGCGGGACCUCAUAGCCACCGUCAAGCAGAAAGAAACCACUGACAGUCUUUCACAAGCCCCUUCUGCCAAGUGUCAGAGGUCUGCCCAGAAGAGCAUCGCUGUGCUUCCAAAGGAAAGCCCGGCUCCAGAACAAAGGCCAAGAGAAGUAGAACCGGAACCUCAAGAGUCCCCUGUGCCAAGACGGCAGCCUGUCCGGGCCGCGGAGGUCACAGAGCAGCUCAAGGAGCUCAGCAAAUUAUUAACGGCCAAGGACUUUCAGAGCAAAAUGGAUGGUGUGACCCUUGUUCUGGAAUAUUCCAGGAACAACCCGAAAUUUGUCACUGCUAAUAUCACACAGAUUUUUGACUCCUUUAACCCACGGCUGCAAGACGCCAAUAAGAAAGUCAAUCAGUUUGCAUUAGAGUCGGCCGUGCUCAUGAUCCCGCUCCUGAAGGAGAGUCUGCAACAGGUUCUGGUUCCUAUGGUAACGGUGGUGACGGACAAUCUGAACUGCAAGCAUUCUGGGAUUUACACGGCUGCGGGGAUGGUGCUGGAUACGCUCAUUGCUAACAUAGACAAUUUGUGGUUGUUGCAGCCAUUUGCCAGCAGAAUCCGUUUCAUCAGCGGCCGAGCCAUGAGUGACAUCACAGAACAUCUGUCCGGUCUUGUAACAUCUGUCUACCCACGGAAGCCUCAAGCGGUGGAGCGCCACGUUCUACCAGUGCUUUGGUAUUUCUUGUCUAACAUCACAGGGAACGGUGUUUUCCCUGGACGGAAUGGCAACUUCAAAGAGGUGGUCAGCAAAUUGGCCAAAACCCUUUAUAAAGAAAUGGGACCCAGCCUUGAAGAGUACACGUCUGGCCAACCAAAACAUGCCAUCAAGAUGCUGGCUGACAUAUUAGGAACACAACGGCAAUAAAAUCUACCAUUCCAGUGUUCCUCAACCUGUGCCCUACCCCAACAAGUACAGCUUUUUGAUUAACAACACCCCCCUUCAAGGCACAAGACUAAAGCUGGCCAUAGACAUGCAGAUUUAUCAUUUUCUCCGACGCACGCUCGUUCGUUGCAAUCUCCCGACCUUCCACUAACCGUUCAGAGUAAAAUAAAGUAGUAUAAAGAACAAAUCAGAUGACGCUGGGUCAUUAGUUCAAAGACAGAAAUCACAUGAAAAUUAUGUAUGAAAAAUAGUAGUGACAGUCACCCAUUGAUAUUGUCAGAUAGACAAUACAUGCAGAGAUAUUAUCCUUAGCCAAUGGAAAUCUUCUAACUUGUCUGAUCUGCUAAACAACCGAUCGCCAUGGUAUGAAAAAUCUUGAGACAUCCACACACUGUCCGAAAAUCAUACAAAACGAAGAUUCCUACGAUUUUAUCUUUGGGUCUAUGGCCAGCUUAAGAGCCACAGGUUGAAGGUCACUGCCUUAAAGAGGAGGUCCUACCACGGCACAAAGCCAUAUCAGUGGACCCAAGUUGGUAGAGGAAGAUGGGAUUUUCCUUAAAAAAAAGUCCUUUUUGGAUCUAAAUUGCCAGUCUUUUCCUUUGUGUCCGAUGCACUUAAUGGAGCAACUAAUGAAGAAAUGGUCAGUAUUGAUGAGACUCUGUAUUGUUUUAAUGGCCUCAUAAUGAUCCAGCCACUAUCAAAUCCCUUGUGCUGGAAAUAAGACUUAUGGCUGAAGAUUAAAGAAAACAAUUGGCGUUAUUUUUAUAAUUUAUAUUAAAUGUAGAUUUCCCGUCAUCAAUUCAUUUAAAGGGGAGAUAAAUCUCAUCUAGUAGUAGGUUUAUUUUCCAUUACAUAGGAUAGCUUGAGGGCAUAAUUUAUAGGAUGCUCAUGUCCUGCUUCUCCUUAUAAACAGCACCCUAGCCAAGGAAAGCUAAGCCCCCACUUGUUUAAGUACAAAGUGCCCUCAUACCAACAGGGUGUUUGGUCUCUUUUACAACUAAACAAGCUAUUGUGUAUAUUGAUUGUAUUUAGUAAAUAACGUGUUGAUUAAUGGGAAUCUGACUGCCUUCCCCUUUAACAGCAGAUUUUUUUUGUUUUGUUAUAAAAAAAAGCCUUUGUCCUGGUUGCAGAUAAGUUUAUACAGCACAUUAUGAAAGGUCUCUUCAUCACUACAAUCACUCAUUCCAAUAUCUGUCCAUAGGUACGCUAAAAACAAACUCCACCCACUUAUCCAGCCUUUUGUUUGAACGUGUCCGGUUGUACAAGUCAGUAAGUGAAGUGGCCAUUCCAUACUUUGCUUCUCACCCCCAUGACACCCUUUAUUUAGAUCUCCGUCAGGCUCUGAUAAUCCAGGCACUUUAUUAUAGAGAAAGAAUGUAAAGAAAAAGGUUCUAUAUUAUAUUAUUGUUAUUCCAUAAAGAUAAUGUCAACACAGAGGAUCAAUCAGAAUAUGUAGUUUAUCAUCUGUACAAUAUCCAGUCGUUGGCUUUACCUGUGUAAAUACUGUAUCGUCCUAGCAUUAAAGCCAUAUUUUUCUACAA